UCAGCUGUGUCCAAUCACAGCUGAUCACGUGGCACUGAUGAUCAGCGUGCCCUGAUGAUCAGUGUGGCCACAGAAGUGCCACCUGUCAGUGCUCAUCAGUGCCACGUGCCAGUGCCCAUCAGUGCCAUGUGCCAGUGCCCAUCAGUGCCUCAUCAAUGCCACAUAUCAGUGCAUACCAGUGCACAUCAAUGCCACAUAUCAGUGCCCAUCUUAGCUGCCUUUCAAUGUCACCCAUCAGUGCCAGUCAGUGCCACCUAUCAAUGCCAAUCAGUGCCACCUAUCAGUGCUGCCAAUCAGUGCCACCUAUCAGUGCUGCCAAUCAGUGCCACCUAUCAGUGCCUGUCAGUGUCGCCUAUCAGUGCGCAUCAGUGCCAGUCAGUGCUGCCUAUCAGU
Molecule: messenger RNA, 393 nt
Organism: Staurois parvus
Lineage: Eukaryota; Metazoa; Chordata; Amphibia; Anura; Ranidae
Source: the annotation of a GenBank genome assembly